This is a messenger RNA of Rubroshorea leprosula, 2346 nucleotides long. NCBI's taxonomy places the organism in Eukaryota, Viridiplantae, Streptophyta, Magnoliopsida, Malvales, Dipterocarpaceae. The record is from the annotation of a GenBank genome assembly.
GCUGAAAUCACCACGCUAAAAGAGCAAGAUCAUUUAAUGCAAUUUUUAAUGGGGCUCAAUGAUUCCUUUGCCAAUUUAAGGAGUCAAAUUUUACUAAUGACACCAUUACCAACAAUCACAAAAGCAUUGUCUCUAGUGAUGCAAGAUGAACAACAAUGAAAUAUCCAAUCUAUUGCAUCCCUUCCAUACCCUAAGCAGUUGGCAAUGGCAGUCUCACAUAAUCAUGAAUCACAAUCUACCUAUCGUUUUAAUCAACAGAGUCAAAAUAAAUCUGGUCAACCAUUCUAUCAUUGUGACUAUUGUGGAUUAGAUGGACAUUCUGAGUCACGGUGUCACAAAAAGCUUGGAAAUCCUAAUUAUCAAACGACAUCAGUAAAGUGUGACUUCAAAGAUUCUGGUUCUUGUUUUCAACGGAACUCUACUGAACAACAUACAGCUUCUUCUAGAUCACAACUAGUAGUUGCUGCUGUUGACCAUGGUGAGAAAAGUUCUGAUGUAAGCUCACCUUUCACUCAGGACCAGAUACAACAACUACUUUCUCUUAUUCAACCUAGUGUCUCUACCUCUUCCAAUCCACUUGUUAAUAUGGCAGACUUGUGGAAGGAGCAUGAUGGUCUCUACUACCUUGCACCUUCCACAGCCCCGUUUAUCUCCCUUACUACUAUUUCCAAACCUGUGGUAGACCUCUUGCAUUUUCAACUAGAUACCUCAACUCUAGCCCCUGCCACAACAAAUUCUUCUCCAGUAGUACCUCUUACCGAAACCUCUACUACAUUACCUUCUCUUGAAUCACCAACUUCACCACAUGUCUCCGAACCACCACCUAUUGUCCUCCCAGAAUUACGGUGUUCUUCACGUCAUAAACAAGUUCCCACAAGGUAUAAGGACUAUCACUACUUUAAUGUGCAUGAUCAAUCAACUUCUUCCUCCUCAAGUACUCCUUAUCCUAUUUCUAAUUAUCUGUCCUAUGCUCGAUUCUCUCCUGCUCAUUAUUCCUUCCUUAAUACCAUUGCUUGUGACAUUGAACCAUCCUCCUCUACCCAAGCUAUUCACUGUCCUGAGUGGAGAACAGCUAUGCAAACAGAACUUCAAGCCUUGGAAGACACACAAACGUGGUCACUGGUUCCUUUACCACCUGACAAGAAGCCAAUUGGUUGCAAAUGGGUCUAUAAGAUCAAACGAAAAUCUGAUGGCAGCAUAGAGAGAUUCAAAGCCCAGCUUGUAGCUAAGGGAUACACUCAAGUAGAGGGAAUUGAUUAUCAUGAUACUUUUGCCCCUGUUAUCAGGAUUGUCAUUGUUCAUGUUCUUUUGGCCAUUGUAGCUGUUAAACAAUGGCCUUUGCAUCAAAUGGAUGUUCAGAAUGCUUUCUUACAUGGUGAUUUACAAGAAGAGCCUCUCGGAACUGGUUUUCCAAGUUUUCUAGUGCUUGCUUGUGGUUUUCAACAAUCUCCAACGGAUUACUCUUUAUUUCGACUAGACCAAGGCUCCUCCACCGUCUUCAUUUUAUUAUAUAUUGAUGACAUGAUUCUCACAGGCAACAAUCCUAAUCUCAUUGCUCGUGUGAUGGAAUUUUUAUUCAGUCAAUUCAAGAUUAAGGAUUUGGAUUCACUUAAGUAUUUUUUGGGUAUUGAAGUAGCUCGCUCCCACCGAGGCAUUUAUCUAUCUCAACGCAAAUAUACUCUAGAUCUUCUUGAUGAUUCUGGUCCUCUUGGCUCUAAAACUACUGACAUGCCAAUGGAAACAAAUCUUAAGCUUAUUGCGACUGAUGGCCCAUUGUUGGAUAAUCCUUCCCAGUAUCGUCGUUUGGUGGGUCAUUUCAUUUACCUCACCGUUACCAAGCUAGAUAUAUGUUUUACGAGUAAGAAACAGAAUACCAUUGCACUUUCUUCUGCUGAAGCCGAGUAUAGGGCCAUGGCUUUUACCACUAAAGAGGCAGCUCAGCACAUUGUUGCCAAUCUUGUCUUUCAUGAAAGGACAAAACAUUUGGAAAUUGAUUGUCAUUUGGUGCGUGAGAAAUUUCAAGCUGAUAUUGUCUGUCCAUUGCCCAUCUCUUCCUCUCAUCAACCAACUGACAUUUUCACAAAGGCAUUGGGCAAGGAUAGUUUUUAUUUGCUGCGGGACAAGCUGAGCAUUCAUGACCUUCAUGCACCAGCUUGAGGGGGAGUGUAAACAAUAACUGGUAUAAUAAUCCGACAUAAAUCCCUUAGAAUCAAGAGCAUAUUUGUAUACAAUUAUAAUUCUCCUAGACUCUAUAGGCACAAGAUUAGCUAAGUUAUGAUUUUGAUAUGGUUCUUUUGUAUAUAUAUGUAAAGUGACAUACAUUAUGAAUGAAUAACAUACAUUCAG